CGAGAGGGCAAGCUGAAAGGGGGAGCCCUGGGCAAGAAGCCCAAGGAGCAGCGCUCGCUGCGCCUCAGCAUCAACGCGCGGGAGCGGCGGAGGAUGCACGACCUGAACGAUGCCCUGGACGGGCUGCGCUCAGUCAUCCCCUACGCGCACAGCCCCUCGGUGCGGAAACUCUCCAAAAUCGCCACUCUGCUCCUGGCCAAGAACUACAUCCUCAUGCAAGGCCCUGGCCUGGAGGAGAUGCGGCGGCCGGGGGGGUUCCCGGACCAGGGGGGCCAGGCGCUGAGCGCCCCUCUGCCCGCCACCCUCAACCCCUUCGGACAGUCGCCCGUCUAUCCCUUCGGCGGCGCGGCCGUGCCGGGCUGCCCCGAGAAAUGCACUGCCUUCACAGGAGCCGCCUCCGCCCUCUGCAAACACUGUAACGACAAGCCUUGA
Acanthisitta chloris (rifleman) is the source of this 432-nucleotide messenger RNA. Its product is annotated as class E basic helix-loop-helix protein 23-like. Gene Ontology annotation, molecular function: protein dimerization activity. Lineage: Eukaryota; Metazoa; Chordata; Aves; Passeriformes; Acanthisittidae. The record is from RefSeq and is a predicted model, not a curated record.